AUGUUCACUUCAAGAUCGGUAGCAAGACUCGUCGCACGACGAGCAUGCUCUUCUAUUCCUCUGUACUCUUUUCCUGUGAGGCAGUUCUCCACAUCGAGACCUCUCGCCGUUAGCUACCACUCCUAUACUCUUCCCACCCACACAUCUACACCUCCCAGAAACGACGACGUUCCCGAAACAUCAAUAACACAACCUGAUCCUCUUCCCAAAGUCCACGAGACUCGCCCUCCUCCUCAACAGCCUCAGCAUCCUCAACCACCGAAGAAGCAAGAAGCUGCGACGACAACAACGACGCAGAAUGACGUUCCCGCCACCUCGGCAUCAGCGCCGAAGCUAAACGAGAAGGAAGCUCAGAAGCCGAAGGCCGCCCGACCGCGAUCCAAGCUACGCCCACGCAAGGCCGCUAUGAAAUUGACGCCCUCUGCGGUGGAGCAAUUAAGAGAGUUACUCGACCAGCCCGAGCCGAAGCUCAUCAAGGUCGGUGUAAGGAACCGAGGAUGCAGUGGUCUAGCGUAUCACCUCGAAUAUGUCGACAAGCCUGGCGCUUUUGAUGAGACGGUUGAGCAGGAUGGUGUCAAGGUCUUGAUUGAUAGCAAGGCUCUUUUCAGCAUUAUUGGAAGCGAAAUGGACUAUGUUGAGGACAAGCUCAAUCAGCGCUUCGUGUUCAAGAACCCCAAUAUCAAGGAGGAAUGCGGCUGUGGAGAGUCAUUCAUGGUCUAG
Fusarium poae is the source of this 720-nucleotide messenger RNA. RefSeq lists its product as uncharacterized. The record is from RefSeq and is a predicted model, not a curated record. Gene Ontology annotation, cellular component: mitochondrion; cytoplasm. Gene Ontology annotation, biological process: iron-sulfur cluster assembly. Lineage: Eukaryota; Fungi; Ascomycota; Sordariomycetes; Hypocreales; Nectriaceae. Gene Ontology annotation, molecular function: 2 iron, 2 sulfur cluster binding. The transcript has 2 exons. The coding region runs from base 1 to 720 and encodes 239 amino acids.